AUGGCUUCAUCUUCUGGGGGUGGUGGUGGUGGAGGUGGUGUUCCGCCGGGAUUCCGGUUCCACCCGACAGACGAAGAGCUUCUUCACUACUACUUGAAGAAGAAAGUUUCGUACCAGAAGUUUGAGAUGGAGGUCAUAAGAGAAGUGGACUUAAACAAGAUCGAGCCAUGGGACCUUCAAGAGAGAUGUAGAAUUGGAUCAACGCCCCAAAAUGAAUGGUACUUCUUCAGCCACAAGGAUAGGAAAUACCCAACUGGUUCAAGGACAAACAGGGCAACAAAUGCUGGCUUUUGGAAGGCAACAGGGCGGGACAAAUGCAUCAGGAACAGCUUCAAGAAGAUUGGUAUGAGGAAGACCCUUGUCUUCUACCGCGGGAGAGCUCCUCAUGGCCAAAAGACUAAUUGGAUCAUGCACGAGUAUCGGCUUGAAGAUGGUGAUGAUACUCAAAGCAACCCCAAAGAGGAUGGGUGGGUGGUUUGCAGAGUUUUCAAGAAGAAAAAUUUAUUCAAGGUCGGAAAGGGGGAGGAAGGAACAAGCGUGACCACAGAGCAACAACUUAUCAAUAACACACCAAGCACCAAUCACAGAGACUCUCAUCAGUAUCUACUACGUCAACAGCACAACCAAUAUGGUAGCCAACAUGCACUAGAGCUCAGUAAGCCUCAUGAGCUAGCCCUUCAUUAUUCCCACAUUCCCACAGUACCCCACGAAUAUCCUCCAGCUCAUGUUCAAUCCCUCAUCCCAACCCAUAAGCCUAUAAGCUACGACUUCCCUCCUUUGGACUCACCAGCACUCAUGGUCAAACAACUUGUAUCAAAUCAUCAGCGAGACUGUGAGAACCUCCGAUACCAAUCCUAUACAGAGCCAGGGUUGGAGGUUGGCACCUGCAGUGGACAACCAACUCAACACCUUGUUAAUGUUGCAGCAGCCGGAAGAGAGGAGAACCUAAAUGAAUGGGCCAUGCUCAAUCAUCGCGUAGUUACCUCUGAUCAUCUUGAACAAGAGGACUCAUCUAAAGGGGUGAGAUUUGAGGAUACAAAUGCAUCUUCAGUACACAGAAUGAGUCAUCUCUCCUUACGUAAUGAGAUGGAUUUCUGGGGCUAUGGAAAGUAG
Molecule: messenger RNA, 1113 nt
Organism: Malania oleifera
Lineage: Eukaryota; Viridiplantae; Streptophyta; Magnoliopsida; Santalales; Ximeniaceae
Product: protein BEARSKIN2-like
Exons: 3
Coding region: 1-1113 (370 amino acids)
Biological process (GO): regulation of DNA-templated transcription
Molecular function (GO): DNA binding
Source: RefSeq, a predicted model, not a curated record